AUGAGACCAGGAGUCACUAUAGACAAGGAAGCAGAAAUGGACAGUAUUCGACCUGGAGCCUCAAAAGAAUCAAAAAUGAGGCUGGGCAAUCCAGAAGAAACAAGCGAAGGUGGCACCAACGAAUGGCAUCAGGAUUCUUUGGAUAAUGUGACUUCUCUGAUUGUUGAUUUUGUGAACACAGCCCCGGCCAAAGGGAAAGUGUUUGAUUCUUUGGUAAACAACACACUCAGCAAACUCAAAGAGGAGCCUGCGGUCCUCCAGCAGAGCCAGCGCAGUGAUGACCUUCCCAGCUCUUCAGCAGAUAUCAUCCAAUCCAAGCAAAGCAGUGCUCCCAAGCCCGUAGCAAAACCCAUCCAGUCCAAGCAGGGUGAUAAUCCCAAGCUCCUGACUAAACCACUCAUGCCCAAGCAGGGAGGGAGCCCCAAGCCCUCAGUAAAAGCCAUCCAGCUCAAGCGAGAUGACAGCCCCAAGCCCUCAGUGAAACCCACCCAGCUCAAGCAAGAUGACAGCUCCAAGCCCUCAGUGAAACCCGCCCAGCUCAAGCAAGAUGACAGCUCCAAGCCCUCAGCGAAACCCGCCCAGUUCAGGGUGGGCAACAGCUCCAAUCCCUUACCAAAAUCCAUCCAGCCUAAAGAAGAUGACAUUCCCAAACUGUCAACAAAAGCCAUCCAACCCAAGGAAAGUGACAUUCCCAAACUGCCCACAAGACCCAUCCAACCCAAGGAAAGUGACAUUCCCAAACUGCCUACAAGAGCCAUCCAGCCCAAGGAAAGUGACAUUCCCAAACUGUCAACAAGACCCAUCCAGCCCAAAGACAGUGAUGUUCCCAAACUGCCUACAAGACCCAUCCCGCCCAAGGAAAGUGACAUUCCCAAACUGUCAACAAGACCCAUCCAGCCCGGGGAAAGUGACAUCCCCAUACUGCCUACAAGACCCAUUCAGUCUGGGGAAAAUAGCAUCCCUAUGCUCUCAACAAAACCCAUUCCCACCAAGGAAGACGCCAUCUCCAAAUCCUCUGUAGAAGCCGUGCCACCAAAGGAGGGAGCCAUCCCCAAGUCCUCAGAGGAAACCACCUACUCCAAGCAAAGAGCCACUCCUGAGUCUUCAAAAGAAAGCAUCCGCUCCAAAGAGGAGGCCAACCCCAAGAUCUUAGAAGAAGGUAUCUCUGCCAAGGUAGGAGCCAUGGGUAAGCCUUCAGGAGAAAUCAAAGAAGGGACGACCUUGAAGCUCUCCAAAGAAGGCAUUCCCUCCAAGGAAGGCAUUCCCUCCAAAGAAGGCAUCCCCUCCCAGGAAGGCACUUCCCCCAAGCUCUCCAAAAAAGGCAUCCCCUCCAAGGAAGGCAUCCCCUCCAAAGAAGGCAUCACCCCUGGGGUCUCAAAAGAAGGCAUCCCCUCCAAGGAAGGCAUCCCCUCCCAGGAAGGCAUCCCCUCCAAAGAAGGCAUCCCCUCCAAAGAAGGCAUCACCCCCGGGGUCUCAAAAGAAGGCAUCCCCUCCCAGGAAGGCACCAACUCGGAGCCUCCAGCUGACACCAUGGAGCCCAAGGAAGACACCACCCCCAAGUCCAGAUCAGAACCUCGCCUCUUUCAGAAGCCGGCCACCUUCACUUUCUCAGAAGACAGCAUCCAGCUGGAGGAGGAGAGUAUCCUGAAGCUUCAGGAGGAGAUAGAGACCAUCCAUGCCAUCCAUGCAGAUCUGGUGAAAGUGAUCCUGAGCAAAGAGGACUUUGAGGCCUCACUCAGGGAGGCUGGGGAAAGGCUGGUGGCUGUGGACUUCUCGGCUAUGUGGUGCGGGCCAUGCAGGGCCAUUAGGCCGCGCUUCCAUUCCCUGUCCCUGGAGCAUGAUGACGUGGUAUUCCUCGAAGUGGACGCUGAUGACUGUGAGGAGAUCAUAAAGGACUGUGAGGUCACUUGCCUCCCAACCUUUCAGUUUUAUAAACAAGAAAAAAAGGUGGGCGAGUUUAGUGGUGCCCUUAUAGAAAAACUUGAAGCCACCAUUAAUGAAUUAAAGUAAUUGUAUCCUCUU
Molecule: messenger RNA, 2022 nt
Organism: Ochotona curzoniae (black-lipped pika)
Lineage: Eukaryota; Metazoa; Chordata; Mammalia; Lagomorpha; Ochotonidae
Gene: TXNDC2
Product: thioredoxin domain containing 2
Exons: 4
Coding region: 1-2010 (669 amino acids)
Source: RefSeq, a predicted model, not a curated record